Oppia nitens is the source of this 964-nucleotide messenger RNA. RefSeq names its product elongation of very long chain fatty acids protein 6-like. Gene Ontology annotation, biological process: fatty acid elongation, monounsaturated fatty acid; sphingolipid biosynthetic process; very long-chain fatty acid biosynthetic process. Gene Ontology annotation, cellular component: endoplasmic reticulum membrane. The transcript has 2 exons. The record is from RefSeq and is a predicted model, not a curated record. Bases 112 to 927 code for a protein of 271 amino acids. Gene Ontology annotation, molecular function: fatty acid elongase activity. Lineage: Eukaryota; Metazoa; Arthropoda; Arachnida; Sarcoptiformes; Oppiidae.
CCCUCACCUCACUCGACGUCAUUUCAUGUGUUUCUUGUGUUUUCUUGAAAUGCAUUCGAAGACAGAAUUGAAUUCCAAAUUGUUUUGUGAUUUGGUUUGAAAUCCGAAGAAAUGUCGACACAAUUGGCUCCAAAUUAUUCGUUUGUCUUUGAUUUUGAGCGACAUUUCGAUCCCAAACCUCGCGCACAAUGGAUGUCCGCCAACUGGACAACAGCCGUCUAUUGGAUUACUGCUUAUCUGAUUGUGGUUUUCGGUGGACAGCAUUUGAUGGCCACUCGAAAGCCGUAUAAACUGAGGACCGCUUUAGUCGUUUGGAACACAUGUUUGGCGCUCUUCUCUAUCGUCGGAACUCUUCGAACUCUUCCCGAAUUGGUUCACGUGAUUUCGUGGUUCGGGUUUUCGCAUUCGGUUUGUUCCAACUCUUACCACACUUCGGCCCCGAUAUCUUCUUGUUGGACAUUUCUGUUCAUCUGUUCGAAAGCGCCCGAACUCGGGGACACAGUGUUUGUCGUUCUUCGCAAACAACGUCUUCUAUUUCUUCAUUGGUAUCAUCACGUGACUGUUUUGCUCUUCACGUGGUAUUCUUACGCCGACGAAGCGUCUUCUGGUCGUUGGUAUGUUGACAUGAAUUACGUCGUUCACGCCAUUAUGUACUCGUAUUACGCCGUGAGAGCCGCGGGUCUGCGUCCGCCGCGUUUCGUCGCCAUUGCGAUCACUGCUUCCCAGAUCUUGCAAAUGGCCGUCGGGACGUUCGUCACGGUCUUCGCUYUGCGCCAGAAGAUGGUCGGUCACGCGUGUCGAGUGUCAGAUUCGGUUCUUUACGCCGGAAUCGCAAUGUAUUCUUCGUAUUUGGUUUUAUUCGGACUUUUCUUUCGCGACUCGUAUUUGAGUUCAAAAAAUCGAAUUCAAAGACAAAAAACUCAAUAAAUAAAUAAAUACUCAAUAAAUGAAUGAAAAGUUUAUU